AUGACCAGUAAUCUUUUAGAGAACGCAUUAAAGCUUAAACGUAUAUAUAUUGAACCAAAGCUUCCGGAUGCACUGAAGCCGCUCAGCGAGUUGGCGCACAAUAUCUGGUGGUGUUGGGAUCAUGAUGCCAUCGAGCUGUUCAAGGGUAUUGAUGAGAAAAAGUUUAUUGCGGUGGACUACAAUCCGAUCGCGCUGCUCGAUGAAAUGGGCACCGAACGGGCUACGGCACUUGUCAAUGAUGCCGAUUUUAUCAAGAAAAUGAAGGCUGUGGUUGCCAAAUUUCGCGCCUACAUGGACGAAAAACCGACUUCCACUACGCCUGGCAUAGGAUAUUUCUGCAUGGAAUACGGUUUGCACCAGAGCUUACGCUUGUAUUCUGGAGGUCUUGGCGUGUUGGCGGGUGACUACCUCAAGGAGGCGAGCGAUCGCAAUAUCAAUUUGGUGGCUGUCGGCUUAUUGUAUCGCUACGGGUAUUUUCAGCAGCAUAUUUCAUUGCACGGAGACCAAAUACACAACUAUGAUGCUGCGAAAUUUACGCAAUUGCCACUCACGCCUGUGCGCGAUGCACAAGGCGAUUGGGUGAAAGUUUUUGUGAAUUGUGCGGGUCGCUCUAUUUGGGCAAAAGUUUGGCAGCUCAAAGUGGGUCGUAUAAGUUUGUAUUUGUUGGACACCGAUUUUGAGGAUAAUCGUUGGGAGGAUCGCUCUAUCACACACCAAUUGUAUGGCGGUGAUAACGAAAAUCGCCUUCGCCAAGAGUUGAUACUAGGUGUUGGUGGCGCUCGUGCGCUCCACGCCAUGGGAAUUAAACCCGAUAUAUACCAUCUCAAUGAAGGUCAUGCGGCUUUUUUGAGCUUGGAGCGCAUCAAAAACUUCAGAAAAGAAGAAGGAUUCUCCUUUGAAGAAGCCAUCGAAGCCGUGAAAUGCUCGCAGAUGUUCACUACCCACACGCCCGUGCCUGCAGGUCAUGAUGUAUUUCCGGAGAGUUUGCUGAAAACCUAUAUUUACGAUAUGAUCUACGACCUCGAUGUGUCGUGGGCAGAUAUGUUGCAACUUGGAAAAGAGGAUUUGACUAACGAAUCAGAGCCUUUUUCGAUGAGUCAGUUGGCUAUUACCACCUCUGUUGCUGUGAAUGGCGUGAGUAAGCUCCACGGCGAGGUGAGUCAGAAAAUGUUCAACCAUUUGUACCCGGAUUUCCACUAUUCUGAGUCGCACAUUGGCUAUGUGACCAAUAGCGUGCAUCUACCAACGUGGGUGGCUGCCGAAUGGAUGGAGCUCUAUAAAAAGACUUUCGGCAAAGAUUUCGAAAAAGAUGAAACCAACCCUGCCGUAUGGGGAAAAAUACACCAAGUGCCUGAUACUACGAUACUUGGCAUCAGAAGAAGCCUCAAAAAGCGCUUACUCGAUUUCGUGAAGAAUACGCUCCAAACCGAUUUUACGCGCCGCGGCGACAAUCCACGGGAUAUCUUUGAGGUGAUCAAUUCGGUAAAAGAGGACGCUUUGGUGAUUGGUUUUGCGCGUAAGGCGCACCCUGCCGACAAAGGCGGUCAAGCCCUCAUCAAGCGUAUCAAUGAAAUAUCGCACCACGAAGGUUUCAAAGGGAGGGUUAUUUUCCUAGAGAAUUAUAGCAUGGAAAUGGCGAAAGUACUUGUGCAAGGCGUGGAUAUUUGGCUUAACAACCCUACGCGCCCUAAAGAGGCGAGCGGUACCAGCGGUAUGAAGGCGGUACUCAAUGGCGUCAUGAAUUUCAGUGUGCUGGAUGGCUGGUGGGUAGAGGGAUACCGCCCGGGUGCCGGCUGGGCAUUGCCAAUGGAGGAUACUUAUACCGACACCAAUCUCCAAAAUGAGCUGGAUGCAGAGACCAUCUACAAUAUGUUGGAGAAUGAAAUAGUGCCGAUGUACUACGAUUACAACGACAAAGGCAUCAGUCCGGAGUGGGUGAAGCAAAUCAAGAACACCAUCGCCGAUAUUGCGCCUAUAUUCACGAUGAAGCGGAUGUUGGAUGAUUAUUUCAGCCGUUAUUACCAACCGAUCUACCAGCGCAGCAGCCUGCUCAAAGGAGGUCAAUAUAGCAAAAUGAAGGAGCUAUUGCUCUGGAAAUCGCGGGUGAAGCGUGCGUGGCCCGCACUUGAGCUCGUUCACUUGGAUAUGAUAGACACCGCUAAUCAGUCUGUGCCUUUGGGCGGUUGCGGAGGUUCUGUGCUGCGGUAUCUCCUUGGGGUGUGGUUGCCUCCCAACAAUGCCGCUAUGGGUAAUAUACCAUACCAUACCUUGCUCGCCAAUGUAGAAGGUUGCCUCCUAGUAGGCAUGCUCGCACAAUGGCUACCGCUCAAUAGCAGCCACCAAUUAUUGCCUUGGAGAUGGCUACUUAUCACCGGUUUUUGUGGUGGAUUUACUACCAUGAGCAGUUUUUCCCUCGAAACCAUCCAACUGAUACAAGCCGGCAAUACCGCUCACGCAGCCUGGUAUUUUUUCAUGACGCUCACUACCAGUCUUGGGGCGGUAUUGCUCGGCGCAGCUGGAUUCAUCGGCGCACAGAUGGUGAAGCACCUCAAUCAAGCCGGAUACACCGAUUUGCUUUUGGUAGAUGAUUUUGAGCCACGCGCCAAAUUGCAUAACUGGUGCCGCCUGCAGCACACCAUGCGCGUGCACAGAAACCAUUUCGUAGGCUGGCUUGACCGCCACCAUGCAGAGUUAGAGACCGUGUUGCACCUCGGCGCGCGCACCGACACCACCGAGUUGGAUACCAAUUUAUUCGAUUGCCUCAAUCUGCACUACACCCAAUUGCUGUGGAAUAUUUGCGCCAAGCAUCAGAUCCCUUUCUUUUACGCAAGCAGCGCUGCCACUUAUGGUGCGGGCGAACUUGGAUAUGUAGAUAAACAUCAGAUAGUGAGCAAGUUGCGUCCGCUCAACCCCUAUGGCGCCUCCAAGAAUGAUUUCGAUAUCUGGGCUUUGAAACAGCCGCAACAACCGCCGCGCUGGGCAGGAUUCAAGUUUUUCAAUGUGUACGGACCAGGUGAGGCGCACAAGGGACGCAUGGCUUCGGUGGUAUUUCACACCAUGAAACAGAUCGCCGAAACGAGCAAAAUGCGCCUUUUUCGGUCGCAUCGCCCCGAUUUCAAAGACGGAGAGCAAAGCCGCGAUUUUGUAUAUGUGAAGGAUGUUACUAAGAUUUUGCAUUGGUGCAUGACCAAUUCGGUGCCCAAUGGCUUGUACAAUCUGGGUACCGGCAAAGCGCGCACGUUCUUCGAUUUAGCCAAAAAUACUUUCCUAGCCCUUGGUCUUGAGCCAAAUAUUGAGUUCAUAGACACACCCGCCGAUAUCCGCGAGGCGUACCAGUAUUUCACCGAAGCCGAUAUGACCAAGCUGCGAAAAGCUGGCUAUAAAGCACCUUUUUAUACCUUGGAGGAAGGGAUUGCUGAUUAUGUGGGGGCA
Molecule: messenger RNA, 3432 nt
Organism: Darwinula stevensoni
Lineage: Eukaryota; Metazoa; Arthropoda; Ostracoda; Podocopida; Darwinulidae
Source: the annotation of a GenBank genome assembly